UUCAUAAAAUUAUAUAAUAUUAUAACACCCUGUUUAAAAUGUCAAAAUAUGCCAUAAGCUGAAUGCUCUAAAAUCCACAGUCAAAGAAAAAGAGAACACAACAAAAGCGAUUGCCUGACAGUUUUCAAAACCUCUGUGUUUUUAUUAAAAUUAGGCAGUUCUUUGUAACAUGUCCAGCGCUGGCAAUGAAAAAAUUAUAACAAACUCUGCGAUGAAAACAACACUACCUGGCGGAGCAACAAUGCUCAACGGAUUAAAUGCAAUACCGAAAUUAUCUUCACUGAAACCAGCCAGAGAUUUAACAUUGGGUGGACGAGGAACCGCUGGUGUCACCAAGAAAGUGUUUACUCCAAAUUUAAAUGUAGUGCGAAAUAAAAAUACUAAUGUUAAAACAUCGAAAGACACCACAGCACGUGGUCGCAAUCGUGGCCGACCAGAACGUGGAGUACGUGGUGGUAUCGGGCGUGGUGCACGUGGUGGUAGCUUAAAUUAUAUACAGACAGCUGGUUUAUUUUCGGAAGGAGCUGGCGAGGUAAAUAUACGUAAAGCAUCCUAUAGUCGAAAUACGGAUGAUGCGCCUUCGACAAUGCGUAAACCAACAGUCGUGAAAAACGAAAGUAAAAAUAUUGACAUAAAAUUGGACGCGGCGCAAGUGAGCGAAUUGCUUGGCGAUUCCGAUGACGAUGACUUUCUAUUGAAUAAGACUGAAAUGGGACUGUUUCCUGUGAAAUUAAAUGAAUUAAAGUGGAAGUGUGUAAAACCUGAAAUUAAAUUGGAAUUUCCAAUUCCAAAUGCUGAUGUAAUAAAACUGGAGGAUGACGUUACGCGAGAUAUUCAAAAUUUACAUUUACCUCAGAAGAAACAACAAAACACUUCGGGUGAUGCUCGACAACCACACACGGUAGCUGAACUGCUAGCAUCAGAAAAAGCACCAAUUUUUAUUAUGCAGUUUCCUGAUGCAUUACCUUUUGGAGUUGAUGGUUCCGAUUCUCCAGAGAAGGAUAAUGAGGAACCAGCGAAAGUAUCAACAUCUGACACACCUGCCAGCAAAACAAACAAAACUUCGAUUUACUCAUUAAAAAAUAAGCCUGAAGGAAAAAUAGGAAAAUUAGUUCGAUAUAAAUCGGGCAAAACGAAACUAGUCUUAGGUGAUUCACAUUUCGAUGUAGAAAUGGGCAUUAAUACAGGAUUCCAACAAUAUUUAAUGUCCAUUGAAACAAAUCGAGAAGAACGUAGUGGUAAUAUGAUUAAUUUGGGUCCAUUAAUGGGUCAAUUAACAGUUAUACCAGAUUGGGAAUACUUUCUGAAAAAAGAAGAGGAACAGAAUAGAAAAAGAAAUGAUGAAACAUAGUAUAGUAUAAUAUGAAAU
Teleopsis dalmanni is the source of this 1369-nucleotide messenger RNA. RefSeq lists its product as uncharacterized. The record is from RefSeq and is a predicted model, not a curated record. The coding region runs from base 170 to 1351 and encodes 393 amino acids. Lineage: Eukaryota; Metazoa; Arthropoda; Insecta; Diptera; Diopsidae. Gene Ontology annotation, biological process: transcription by RNA polymerase III. The transcript has 7 exons. Gene Ontology annotation, cellular component: RNA polymerase III complex. Gene Ontology annotation, molecular function: DNA binding.